Messenger RNA from Ictidomys tridecemlineatus (thirteen-lined ground squirrel), 2076 nucleotides. RefSeq names its product serpin family I member 2 (gene Serpini2). The record is from RefSeq and is a predicted model, not a curated record. Lineage: Eukaryota; Metazoa; Chordata; Mammalia; Rodentia; Sciuridae. Gene Ontology annotation, molecular function: serine-type endopeptidase inhibitor activity. Gene Ontology annotation, biological process: negative regulation of endopeptidase activity.
GUAUGUACCACUGUGACCAGAAAUUACCAUUUUGUCUCUUUACAGUUUUUUUUUUUAAUUUCUUUUUCUCUCCUUUUCAAAAGUAUAAGAGUAUAAGGUGGUUUUGGUAGGUCUUAGACUAUUUUACUCUCUAAAGUGAGAUUCUAUAGACUGUGAAAAAGCUAUUGGGAAAUUAUCCAGAUUACUCAAGUGAUUUAGAAUACAUUAACUUCCUAAUAUUGUAGGUGAAAAACAGACUGGAGUGUGCUUGUUUUUAUUUCAUUUUCAUGCUUGAUCUAUCACAACUUUAGAGUAGCCUGUAAGAAGUUUCUCUUCAUAUCAGAGUUACAGUUGCGACAUAAAACCACGAGAAAAGACAAGAAAGAUACACCAUAUGGUUAUUUAAAGAUAAUAUUGCCAUUGAUAAUGCUCCAUAAUUAUCAUUUCUCUUUUGAUUUUAAGAAACUGCAAAUAUAUUUUGUACUCGUCUUGAAGGAACAUAAAAAAUACCAGUACCAUAUAAAUUGUUUCUCCUAUUUGAUGAUGUUUGGUCAGAAAACUGUCAUUGCAGAGUCUUCUGGCAGUAGUAUGUUGUAAUGAGAUAGAAAGUUCUAGUAGUGGGUAGAAAGUCUUUUGCUGGGUGUAGAAUACUAUGGUAAAAUCUUAUUUUAAAAGCCAAUAAUAUUUUAAAUUACAAUAAACAGAAGUCAAAAUGGAUAAAAUCUUGUUGUGGAGUCUCCUGUUGAUUUUUUUUGGAAGUCAAGCCUCAAGAACCUUGGCUCAAAAAAAUACUGAAUUUGCAGUGGAUCUUUAUCAAGCUAUUUGCUUAUCUCACAAGAACAACAUUGUAUUUUCCCCGCUUGGAACAACUUUGGCUCUUGGAAUGGUACAACUGGGAGCAAAAGGCAAAGCACUUCAGCAAAUAAAACGAACUUUAAAGCUGCAGGAAACCCCAACUGGAGAAGAAUUUUCUGUGUUGAAGUCAUUUUUCUCUGCCAUCUCAGAGAAAAAACAAGAAUUUACAUUUAAUCUUGCCAAUGCCCUCUACCUUCAAGAAGGAUUCACUGUGAAGGAACAGUAUCUCCAUGGCAACAAGGAGUUUUUUCAGAGUGCUAUAAAACUGGUGGAUUUUCAGAAUGCAAAGGCUUGUGCAGAGACAAUAAGUACCUGGGUAGAAAGCAAAACAGAUGGAAAAAUUAAAAACAUGUUUUCAGGGGAAGAAUUUGGACCCCUGACUCGGCUUGUCUUGGUGAAUGCUAUCUAUUUCAAAGGGGAUUGGAAGCAGCAAUUUAGAAAAGAGGACACACAGCUGAUGAAUUUUACUAAGAAAGAUGGUUCAGCUGUCAAAAUUCCAAUGAUGAAGGCUCUUCUGAAAACAAAAUAUGGUUAUUUUUCUGAAUCCUCCAUGAAAUACCAGGUUUUGGAAUUGCCUUAUAAGGAUGACCACUUUAGUUUAAUCAUCAUACUUCCUGCAGAAGAGGUGAACAUAGCAAAAGUAGAAAAAUUAAUUACUGCUCAACAGAUCCUGAAAUGGUUCUCUGAGAUGCAGGAAGAAGAAGUUGAAAUAAGACUCCCUAGAUUUAAAGUGGAACAAACACUAGACUUCAAAGAAGCUUUGUAUUCAUUGAACAUAACUGAGAUAUUUAGUGGUGGCUGUGACCUUUCUGGAAUAACAGAUUCAUCUGAGCUGUAUGUUUCUCAUGUCGUGCAGAAAGUUUUCUUUGAGAUAAAUGAAGCUGGCAGUGAGGCUGCAACAUCAACUGGCAUACAUACUCCUGUGAUCAUGAGUCUGACUCCAAAUCAAUUUAUAGCAAAUCACCCAUUUCUGUUCAUUAUGAAGAAUAACCCAACAGAAUCAAUUUUGUUUAUGGGAAGGGUGACAAAUCCUGACACCCAAAACGUGAAGAGAAGAGACUUAGAUUCAUUGUAAAUGAGAAGCACAGCCUCAGAAUACAAGAGUGUUCCUGGAAAAGAGUUGAUUUGCAAAAUAUCAUCAAUUUGAAAAUAUCUUCUUGGUAUCAUUUUUCUCUUUAAAGCUAUGCCUGUAUUAACCUGUAUUAGUAUAGCCCUGUAUUAAUGAAUGAGUGAAUUCAGAUA